AUGUUCAGUCCCUCAGCCCCCCCAGGACGGCCUGGCAAGCCUUUUGAGUUGGACCUAGACAUCGCCGAACCUGUGGAUGGUUCUUCCCAGCAAGGUUCCGAAUAUAUCAUAUUUCGACAGCAGAUUUUGAUUGCCCUGUCAUGCUUCAUAUUGACCUUCACAGGUUGUGGUAUCAACUUUGCCUUCGGGGUAUACGAAGAACUCUACGAGACAUUGGAUGGACCAUUCGAAAACGCAAGUCCCGGGGAGAUUGGUCUCAUUGGAACACUCGCUGCGUCUUUGAUGACGCUAGGUGCCCCUAUCGCCAGUAAUUGGUGUAGAAAGUAUGGUCCUCGCUUUGUUGUACUUCUUGGGGCGGUUCUAUUUGCCAUAUCGGGCAUUUCCGCAUCGGUCGGUACACAGCUAUGGCAUUUUCAGGUUACCCAAGGCUUUCUUCAAGGAUGUGCAGCAUGUCUGAUCUAUAUUCCCGCUGUCACAGUACCCCCUAAAUACUUUGAUGAACGGAGGGCGUUUGCCAUGGGAAUCAUCACUAGUGGCACAGGGUUCGGCGGAAUGGUGUGGGCUCCCUUUCUUCGCUUUCUGAUAUCUUCUCUGGGGUACAGACAGACAAUUCUAGUGGCAGGUGUGAUAGCAGGGAUUGUUGUUGCUAUCUCCGCAUCCGCUUUGAAAGAAGCCAAAAGAGCACCCGUGAAGGCGCCACAGACUCGUGGCAGCCGAAACCUCCGUGACGAAAGGCAGUGUCCUAAGUCAAGAAAAGGCGUGGUCCUUUCCCAAGACUUUAUUUCUCACGCUCUGGGUACUUCUCUCCAAGCAGCGGCAUAUAUGAUUCCGGUAUACUUUAUGUCUUCCUACGCCCGGACCCUCGGGUAUAGCAGAGCUGCUGGAGCAAACAUUAUUGCUCUAAGUGAUGCCUUCAAUUCAGGGGGCAAGAUACUCAUUGGAUACUAUGCAGACCGACUAGGAAGUCUCAAUGCUUUGGUACUUUCGACUUUGGUCAGUGCAGUUGCUACAUUUGGACUUUGCUAUGUGUCUGUCUCAGACUUGGACGCCGAUUUUCACCGUAUUUUAUUCCUCACCUAUGCUUGUAUGUAUGGAAUUACUGCGGGUGCCUAUGUCUCGCUUUUUCCAGCUUCUUUGAUGGAACAAUUUGGGAGUGUAGACUUUGCGAGAGUGAGCGGACUAUUGUACAUGAUUCGUGGAAUUGGAACUCUGGUUGGUACGCCAUUAGGUGGUGCAUUGGUGCGGCAUGAUAUCCACGCUACUGUUCCUUCCAGCUUUGAUAGGACUUUUUUCUUUGUUGGAUUUCUUCUCUUCGGUGCAACAAUCUCCGUCGCCUGGGCUCGAAGCCUCAAGCUCCAACCAUCACCUAUUUCGUAA
Messenger RNA from Talaromyces rugulosus, 1377 nucleotides. RefSeq lists its product as uncharacterized. The record is from RefSeq and is a predicted model, not a curated record. The transcript has a single exon. Gene Ontology annotation, molecular function: transmembrane transporter activity. Gene Ontology annotation, cellular component: fungal-type vacuole membrane. Gene Ontology annotation, biological process: transmembrane transport. Bases 1 to 1377 code for a protein of 458 amino acids. Lineage: Eukaryota; Fungi; Ascomycota; Eurotiomycetes; Eurotiales; Trichocomaceae.